Funneliformis geosporum is the source of this 5835-nucleotide messenger RNA. Lineage: Eukaryota; Fungi; Glomeromycota; Glomeromycetes; Glomerales; Glomeraceae. The record is from the annotation of a GenBank genome assembly.
AUGUUAUCACGAGAAGAUUUAUUCGGAGAUAUUAAACCAAAUGGAAUAUUUAUAUCAGUGCAAGAUGAUUGGGUUUAUUUAACAGCAAUAUGGAAAGAACACGAAGUGACUUAUGACGAUGCUACGGGGUUGAUCAGACAAUAUAAGAGACCUUUACUUUCAAUAUUACGUAAUCGUUAUGCUCCGAAGAAUAAUUGGGAAUUUCUUUAUAGUCAUCGACUUGAUGGUCCUAUAACACAUAUAUCGAGCUUCUAUUAUAACGAUGGAUCAAUAUCAACAGCAGAUACGGAUUAUAACGAAAAUAAUGCAUUGGCAAUUUUGUAUCAAAUACAUGGAAAAGAGGAAAUUAAAUUCGUAAUGAGAUUAUAUCAUAUAGGUCAUUAUGAAAUACCUGAAACUAUUGAAUUAGGUGAAUGUCAAAAACUUUCAUCAAACACCUGUCAUAUUUCACCAUCCUUUAAAUAUCAGGACAUAACAUUGCCAGGAACGACUAUUAUUAAAUCAUUUCAUGUGGAUGGUUCAAUUAUAUUAUAUUCAAGGAAUCCAGACGAUGCCAAAUUUAGAACAAUAUUAAUACCUAAAAAUGUGUUUGACAUUCCAAAGAGUCAGAUCAGUGCAUUAACAUUUAAAACUAGUGAUCCAGGACCAAUACAAAGAAUUGGUCCAUUAAAACCUGUUUGGAGAAAAAUAUCAAUUUUUCGACGCGUUUACGCUGUGCCAGGAGUGAUUCGAGUUUUAAAUGUUGAAGUGACAGCAAAUGAUGAAGUUUGGACAUUUCAAGUAACAGUCAUUCAUAACUCAUCUUCAAUUCAUAACUCCUCGUCAACAUCUGAGGAAUCAGACAUGAGUCCUUUUCGUUGGCGUUCUAAGACAUUAAUUGGGUAUACGCCAUCAUCACCAAAGAAACUCGAGUAUGAACAAUUUGAUUUUGCGCGUGGGAUUGCUCUUAUUCCACCAAUUGCUGUUCCAAAACCUGUUGUAGUUACAGCAAAAAAUACGACAACAAUCUGUGUCGCUUUGAAUAAUAUUCUAUUCACGUUCGAUUAUAGCAAUACAACAGCAGCGGAUUCCAAUCCACAAGGUACAAAUUCAACUGAAGCAUUUAUAGUUAGAAGUGAGUAUCUUCCUUUACUUGAAGAACGACAAUUCCAGAUCGUAGGAACUGAAAUCAAUGCUAAUGGCAAUUUAUUGGCGUUGGUGACUCUGGAUAAUUAUAUUUUAAUUUAUAAAAGAGGAGGUGCUGAUAUAAAUGACCCAUCAUCAUCUCGAAUGAAGAAAGGUUUGUUUGCAAGGUUCAUUGGUGUUGAAAACAAACCAAACCUUAUAAACAAACAAACUGAAGACAAUUGGGAAUUAAGAAUGGUUCUUCAAUCAUCAUAUUUGGAUUCUCUUAGCCGAUCUGGUUUAGAUGUUAUAGCCGUAAAGAUAUUAAAUGUCUCUAGAAUACAGAGUAAUGGAAAUAUAUUAUUAAAUUUGUACGAUAAUGGAGAUAUUGCAACGUUUGAUUUGGAUAAGACAGAACAAGAAAUGAAGUUUUGGUUCAUUAUUAGAAAACAAUGGAAAAUGUAUCUUGGUUUACAAGUUCACGAUAUAUAUUCAUACCAAGAUGAAACUAUCUUGAUUCAUUUGAUUCAUUCUGGUCAAGAAAAUUGCUCUAUUCCAGCUUUGCAUUUUCGAUUUUUACAUAGUAAUAAAACAUUAACUACGAUUAAUGUUUCAGCUACGGAAAUACCAGCGUUUAAUUUUUGUGAAAUUAUGAUUGAGGGGGUCAUGUACUAUUAUAUUAACAUUCAUCCUUUAUUGGAAAAUUAUAUUUUCGCAACCUAUGUGAAUUCAAGCAGUCCUGAUGACGCGAGUGUUUAUGGACUUUUGGUUAAUUGGAAUGGAGAUUUGAUUAGGUUGGGUCAUCAUUCUUGUGAACCUAUUUAUUUUGUUUUGCUAACUUUCUUAACAUUUGUAAUUAGCAAUACGUACUUGAGUAAGGCUACGGUGAAUAAAGAAGGAAUUGUACAACCUCCUGGGAAACUUUAUCUUUCGAGGCAAUUGGCAAAUGUUGGGUUUUUAUACGUAGAUAUCCAAGAAAACACCGGAGACGUUAUUUGGCAUCACUUUACUAGACCUUUAAAUAGUAACUUAAGUAUAUCUAGAAUGAAGUCUGGAAUAAUUGAGAAUUCUGGCAUCGUAAAUGCGAGAACUUCGGGAUUCCUAAAUACGGAAGGAAAUUAUUGUUUGGUCGUAACAAGAUUUUCUAGUGGAAGCAAAGAAUCAACUUUGCGCGUAGAAACAAUCUUAAUCUCUACUAAAGAUAGCCGAACAUCCCCAUCUUAUUUGAUGUAUUCAAGUGAUGAAAUGACUUUUUCGGAUAUUAUUACUUUGAAUUGUAAUAUUGAUUUUAGUGGAAUUGAAAAUGUUUGUCAAAUUUUCAUUUCUAAAGGGAAUGACACUUUUAUUUUGAAAUUGACUUUUUUAACAUCCGGAUAUUUAAAAAAUAUCGAAACUAAAUCGGCGAAUUACGUUGAUGGUUUAAAUGAUUUGAAGGUGAAUCCGUUGCUUUUCGGAGGGUAUCUCUUGACAGCAAACGCCCGCAACCAAACUGGAAACUUAAUUUAUGGUUUCAUUCUCAAUUCUACUGAAGAUAUUCAAAACUAUUGGCCUCUACCACAACCAUUUCUCGUAAAUUCCAAAGGACAACCUUAUACUAUCCUUCCGGAUAACAAAGUUGCUGCUACAUUGCCAAAAAUAAACGGAACAAUUACGAUGAGAACUUCUCAUAUCCUUAUACAAUACAAAAAAUCCGUCCUACUCUCUGAUGGAUAUGUUGGCAUUUUUGUACAUUCCGGCCCUUUAUCAAAAGACCUAAAAAAUUUACGACAAAUCUAUUCUGGUCAAUCAGGAUAUUGUAUUUUAAGCGAAAAUCGUAAAACAGUCACGAUUAAAACUUUUGAAAGUACGUUUAAUCAACCUCUAACUGAUUAUUUUGUGACGAUUGAUAAUAAUUUUGUAAGACUUGAUGAAACCGGUGAAGCUAUAAAGGGAAUUCAAACAAAUAUAUGGGCUUUUAAGACGGAACAAAUCGUUCCAGAAAUUUUUGCCGAAUCUACAAUGGCAAUAUAUAGAUUGACUGUCGGCGGAUCAAUACUUUACGAAUCUCUAAAUUCAAAAGAAAAGAUAAAAUUUGUUAAUGAACUUGGCAAUGAAUUGGCAAAAUCCUUACCUGUGGCAUCGACACGAUUAGUUCCCAAAUAUCGGUAUCAACGUGAUCCAACAUCAAAAGAACUACAAGUUAUUUUGCCUUUAGAAAUAAUUUCAACAACGAAUACUUCAGAUAUGAAUGUAUUCAAUAUUAUUAAGGAUUUGAAUUCUCUAAUAAUACAUCGAGAUAUGGGACCAUUGGCAUUCAUGGAAUAUACUCGUUUAUUAGACGAUAAUUAUGGGCUUAUUCAAGUUGUCGCAUUACUAUGUUUUAUUGAACAACGUAAAAAUCCAAAGGCUGAAACAGCAGCAGCGUUUAAAUUCUUUAUCGGAUUUGUGAAUUAUAUCUUAUUUAUCAUUUUCACGAUAAAAUAUUCAAAGGCAGUUGGAAAUCAUCCAAGUUUAAGUGCCAAGUUUUCUAAAAGUAUGCACAAAUGGAUAUUUUGGGUUGGAUUACUUGCGUUAAUUAAAAAAGAAAUUCCUCAAUUUAUCAUUAUGUUAAUAUAUUAUCAAAGGUCAUUAAACCUUGACCUAAUUCCGUACCUUUCUCUAUUAAUAACAUUUAUCAUAGUCGUAUUUAAUGCUGGAUGGAGAUUGAAUCAAUUAAUUAACUUCCUAUUAAAGUCACGAAGUUCAAGUAACAGAAGAGGAUCACAGCCUGAAUUCUUUCAUAAAAAUGACAAUGAAAAUGCUGGAUACGAAACUGAUAGAGAAGAUAAUGUUCAAGAUACAAAAAAACGCAAUAAAUUAGCCAUACCACCUAGUGAAGUAAUUUUUGAAAGUGAUAAUUUCGGUACAGAUGAUGAAGAACCAAAAGACAUACCGUUGGAAAGAACAAUUUAUGAUGAUGACAAUGAUUUGUUAUUAUCAGUUAUAAGAAAAGAUUAUGACGUUGAAAUUUAUUGUGGUGAAGGGGAAGACGUUAAAGUAUUCUUCGGUCAUUCAUUGUUACUUUGUGCUAGGUCAAUGUAUUUUAGACCAUCGUUAGAUGGUACUAAACUCGUCAUUUACUUACCUAUCCACCCGGAUGUUUUCAAAAUUUUCUUGGAUGCCUUUUAUUGUGGUAAAUUGAUAAUCGGAAAUAAAUAUAUGAAUGGAAUUGGAGUUUUAUUGGCGGCAGAAUUUUUACGUUUGGAUAAUUUAAUUAAUCCGUUGCAACAACAAUAUAAAAAAAAAACGAGAUGGUUAAAAAAUAAUCUUUCAAUCAUAUUUCCGCUAGUAUAUCAACAUCCAAAGCUAACCACCCUCAAGGAAGUAUACUUAUCACUCAUUUCUUCGAAUCCAAUGUUAAUCUUUUCAAUUAAUAAUAUUAGAGAUGAUAUUUUAUAUGACAUACUUGGAAUGAAUGAAUUGAAAUGUGAAGAAUCAGAAUGUUGGGAUUAUAUUAUUGAAUUGGGAAUGUUAAACCAUCCAACUUUAUUCACAAAGGAAUUUAAACUACAUCUGAGGGAAAGAAUUCAAACAGGCAGAACAAUUAAGUUGAAUGAUGUACAAGUAGAGGCUUUACGACAUAAUUUACAUCAUCUUCUCACGAGGAUUAGGUUUGACCACAUGUCGUCAAAGAUGUUUUAUUUUAAAGUAGGACCAUUCUCAAAAAUUUUACCGGAUAAUUUAUAUAAAAAUUUAAUACGGUAUCAUUUCGAACCAAAUGAGAAACCAAAUUUUCCAAUAUCGGAAGUUAUAAGAAGGGGACCUAUACAAUCAAACAUCAUAACAUCGAAACAUGCGGCGAUUAUAACGGAUUGGAUUGAGGCUAGUGAUUUGGAUUAUUUUAAAAGAAAUCCUGAAGAAUUAACUGAUAGAGUAGAAUUUAAACUGCUUUAUGAUAGUGAAUCAGACGGGUUAACUUCUAAAGCAUUUCAUUCAAGAUGUGAUAGGUUCGCCUCCACAGUAGUUAUAAUAAAAUAUGAUAAUGAUAUCAUUGUUGGUGGCUACAAUCCCGCAUAUUGGAAAUCAGAAUCCAAAAAUACUUCUUUUUGGAUGCAAUCAGGAAAAUCUUUUAUCUUCUCUUUUGGUAAGAACCAUGAAACAAUUCUUAGUAAAUUUAAUCAUGAUGGAAAUAGAGAAUUAUUUAUUUCACCAAAUCUUGGUCCAAUAUUUGGUGAAAGUGAUUUAGGGUUGAUUUUUAAAAGAGGUUGGAUGAACCGAAAUAUUUGUCAAUGCAUUUGUAAGAAAAAAAAUUAUACGAGAUCGAUCUUACCCUUAGAAUUGGAACAAAGAACGGAUUGGUCUAUAACAAAAUUCGAAGUAUUUCAAAUCAUUAAUAUAAAUCCCAAUAGUUCUAAUUGUUUAAAUCAAAAUUCCAUCAAAUUGGUACCUCUAGAUAACUUAACAAAUUUCAUCAAGUUACAAUUACCUAUCGAUAAGAUCAGACAAGAAAUAUUGUUGGAUCGGGAUGGUGACAUGACUUUCUUUCGUGUAAGGGAAGGAGGACAGGAGGAUUCGAAUUUGGACUAUGAAGGGCAAAUGUUGGACGACAAGACGACGGUGAAGCGAAAGGUGGAAAGAGAAUUGGAAAGUUUACAAGUGAAAAAGAAACAGAAAUGUGAUAAAAUUAAUUCACAUAUUAGGUUGGAAAAAAUUAAAAUAGAAUCUUCUAAAGGACGAGAGCAAUCAGAUUGUGAAGUUUCUGAAUCUGAAUAA